AUGUUGGAACAGGUCGAGGUUGCAGUACUCCCCGGUAAAACGGAGAUGGCAUUCGUGACCCGAAUAGCAGCCAGCCCUAAUGGUCGCGAGCUGGCGGUCGGCUACGAAAAUGGGGUCAUAGCCAUUUAUGACCUCUAUAAAAAACGAGCGGUUUGCGAAUUUGCUGCUCACAAAUGUGCUGUGACGUGCAUGCAGUACGAUGGCGAAGGUGACUUCCUGGUGUCUGGUUCUAAGGACACCGAGGUCGUCGUAUGGGACGUUGUCGCGAACACCUGUAAGGCUCGCUUCAACGGCCACAGAGGAGCUAUCACCAAUGUGCUCUUUACGAAUGGGAGCAAUUGUGUGAUCAGCACUUCCAAAGACACAUUCGUGAAGUUUUGGGACGUUGCGACUAACCAGUGUCUCAAGACUUUGGGCGGUGAUCCAAACGACCAGGUAUCGUCUGCAGUAUUGUGCAGGGAUAGUCGAUAUCUGGUGACGGGCAACGAGUACAAGGAGAUCAAGGUCUACGAGCUGAAGUGGACAGCAGCUGAUGCCGCUAACACUGAGGUGGUGCUACAGUGUCACCUCAUCUACAGCGACACGUUGGAAAUUAAUAAAACGGGGGAAACUGGCGGCGGACUACAUAGUAGAAGCGCCGACAGAGCGGCAGUCGUCGACGACGGCAUCGGUAGACCAUCUGACUUCAUUAAAAAUGGACGCCAAGGUGGUGUCUACCUCUCUCCUUCAGUUCGCUGA
This is a messenger RNA of Spodoptera litura, 738 nucleotides long. The record is from RefSeq and is a predicted model, not a curated record. NCBI's taxonomy places the organism in Eukaryota, Metazoa, Arthropoda, Insecta, Lepidoptera, Noctuidae.